CCCUCUCUUGGCCGGCGGCGCUUGUUGUUUGGCGGCGGCGGCCGCGGCUCGGGUCCCCCUCGGCGCCCCCGCCGCCGUCCGCGCGCGGCCAUGGAGCUGGAGGUGCCGGACGAGGCGGAGAGCGCCGAGGCGGGGGCCGUGCCCUCGGAGGCGGCGUGGGCGGCGGAGAGCGGGGCGGCGGCAGGUUUGGCUCAGAAGAAGGCAGCCCCGACAGAGGCCCUGUCCAUGACGGCACAGCCGGGCCCUGGCCAUGGGAAGAAGUUGGGCCAUCGAGGUGUGGACGCAUCCGGCGAAACCACCUACAAGAAGACCACCUCCUCCACCCUGAAGGGCGCCAUCCAGCUGGGCAUCGGCUACACCGUGGGCCACUUGAGUUCCAAGCCCGAGCGGGAUGUGCUCAUGCAGGACUUCUACGUGGUGGAGAGCAUCUUCUUCCCCAGUGAAGGCAGCAACCUCACCCCUGCCCACCACUUCCAGGACUUCCGCUUCAAGACCUAUGCACCUGUCGCCUUCCGCUACUUCCGGGAGCUCUUCGGGAUCCGGCCAGACGAUUACUUGUACUCCCUGUGCAACGAGCCGCUGAUCGAGCUGUCCAACCCGGGCGCCAGCGGCUCCCUCUUCUACGUCACCAGCGAUGAUGAGUUCAUCAUCAAGACCGUCAUGCACAAGGAGGCCGAGUUCCUGCAGAAGCUGCUCCCCGGAUACUACAUGAACCUCAACCAGAACCCGCGUACGCUGCUGCCCAAGUUCUACGGGCUGUACUGCGUGCAGUCGGGGGGCAAGAACAUCCGCGUGGUGGUCAUGAAUAACAUCCUGCCGCGCGUGGUCAAGAUGCACCUCAAGUUUGACCUCAAGGGCUCCACCUAUAAGCGGCGUGCCAGCAGGAAGGAGAAGGAGAAGAGCUUCCCCACCUACAAGGACCUGGACUUCAUGCAGGACAUGCCCGAGGGGCUCCUGCUGGACGCCGACACCUUCAGCGCCCUGGUGAAGACGCUGCAGCGGGACUGCCUGGUGCUGGAAAGUUUCAAGAUCAUGGACUACAGCCUGCUGCUGGGUGUGCACAACAUCGACCAGCACGAGCGUGAGCGGCAGGCGCAGGGCGCGCAGAGCACCUCGGAUGAGAAGCGGCCCGUGGGCCAGAAGGCACUCUACUCCACGGCCAUGGAGUCCAUCCAGGGCGGCGCCGCGCGUGGGGAGGCCAUCGAGUCGGACGACACGAUGGGCGGGAUCCCUGCCGUGAAUGGCCGCGGGGAGCGGCUACUGCUGCACAUCGGCAUCAUCGACAUCCUGCAGUCGUACAGGUUCAUCAAGAAACUGGAGCACACCUGGAAGGCCCUCGUCCAUGAUGGGGACACCGUGUCCGUCCACCGCCCCAGCUUCUAUGCUGAGCGCUUUUUCAAGUUCAUGAGCAACACGGUCUUUCGGAAGAACUCCUCCCUGAAGUCCUCACCCUCCAAGAAGGGGCGCGGUGGAGCCUUGCUGGCCGUCAAACCCCUGGGGCCCACAGCCGCCUUCUCCGCCAGCCAGAUCCCCAGUGAGCGGGAGGAGGCCCAGUAUGAUCUGCGGGGGGCCCGCAGCUACCCCACGCUGGAGGACGAAGGCCGGCCUGACCUCCUGCCCUGCACGCCACCGUCCUUUGAAGAAGCCACUACAGCCUCCAUUGCCACGACUCUGUCAUCCACAUCCCUCUCCAUUCCUGAGCGGUCCCCCUCGGAGACAUCAGAGCAGCCCCGGUACAGACGGCGCACACAGUCCUCUGGACAGGAUGGCAGGCCACAGGAAGAGCCACCCACGGAAGAUGGCCUGCAGCAGAUUACGGUGCAGGUGGAGCCCACGUGCAGCGUGGAGAUCGUGGUCCCCAAAGAGGAAGACUCAGGGGUGGAGGCUUCCCCGGCCGGUGCCUCUGCUGCUGUGGAAGCAGAAACUGCCAGCCAGGCCUCGGACGAGGAGGGUGCACCCGCCAGCCAGGCCUCAGACGAGGAGGACGCGCCCGCUACUGACAUCUACUUUUUCACGGAUGGGAGGUACUGGAUUUACUCUCCCCACCAUCGCCGACUGCGGGCCGUGACGUUGAGCGCCUCGGGGACUCCCACCGAUGAGAGGAGCUGGGUGUACUCCCCGCUCCACUAUAGCACCCAGGCCCCCCCGGCCUCCGACGGCGAGAGCGACACAUAAUUUCUAUGCAGUCCCCGACCCAGAGCCGAGCGCCGCUUUCGCUCUGGCCGCCCCCAGAGGCGCUGCCCACCCCGCUGAGGCCCAGAGCUCGGGAGAC
This is a messenger RNA of Cebus imitator (Panamanian white-faced capuchin), 2272 nucleotides long. RefSeq names its product phosphatidylinositol-4-phosphate 5-kinase type 1 gamma (gene PIP5K1C). Bases 91 to 2175 code for a protein of 694 amino acids. Gene Ontology annotation, biological process: phosphatidylinositol metabolic process. The record is from RefSeq and is a predicted model, not a curated record. Gene Ontology annotation, molecular function: phosphatidylinositol kinase activity. Lineage: Eukaryota; Metazoa; Chordata; Mammalia; Primates; Cebidae. The transcript has 19 exons.